CACACGCAGCGGCUACGACGAGCAGCACGGCGACAUCAGGGCCACCACAGCAGCGCAGUCCUCAUCACUGUCAACCCGUUUCUUCAUCACGGCCAUGGAAUAUUAAAGCUGCCGGUUAUUAGACGCGUUUAAAACAGGGCCUCUGUUUUGGCGGCGCACAAAGCAAUGUGGAGGAGAUAAAAAAAAUCCUGAUACACUGAAAACCAGAGAUUAUAGAUAAUGGGCUGUGUGCAAUGCAAGGAUAAGGAAGCAACCAAACUCACAGACGACAGAGACACCAGCAUCUCCCAGGGAGCGGGCUACCGCUAUGGGGCCGACCCCACGCCACAGCACUACCCCAGCUUCGGGGUUACUGCCAUCCCCAACUACAACAACUUCCACGCCCCCGUCGGACAGGGAAUGACCGUUUUCGGAGGGGUCAGCACUUCCUCUCACACUGGAACCUUGAGGACUCGUGGUGGGACAGGAGUCACCCUCUUUGUGGCACUUUAUGACUACGAGGCGCGGACAGAAGACGACCUCAGCUUCAGGAAAGGAGAGCGGUUCCAGAUUAUCAACAGCACUGAAGGGGACUGGUGGGAUGCUCGCUCGCUCACCACUGGUGGCAGUGGCUACAUUCCCAGUAAUUACGUGGCUCCAGUGGACUCCAUCCAGGCUGAGGACUGGUACUUCGGUAAACUGGGCCGUAAAGAUGCAGAGAGGCAGCUGUUGUCCACUGGCAACCCUCGAGGAACCUAUCUCAUCCGGGAGAGUGAAACCACAAAGGGUGCCUUUUCCUUGUCCAUACGGGACUGGGACGAUGUGAAAGGUGACCACGUAAAGCAUUAUAAGAUCCGCAAGCUGGACAGUGGCGGCUACUACAUCACCACCAGGGCUCAGUUUGACACGCUGCAGCAGCUGGUUCAGCAUUACUCAGACCGAGCUGCCGGGCUCUGCUGUCGCCUGGUGGUUCCCUGCCACAAAGGGAUGCCGCGCCUCGCCGACCUGUCCGUUAAAACCAAAGACGUGUGGGAGAUCCCGCGGGAGUCGCUGCAACUCAUCAAGCGUCUUGGGAACGGGCAGUUUGGGGAGGUCUGGAUGGGAACGUGGAACGGCACCACUAAAGUGGCGGUGAAGACUCUGAAGCCUGGCACCAUGUCCCCCGAGUCCUUCCUGGAGGAGGCUCAGAUCAUGAAGAAACUCCGCCAUGACAAGCUGGUGCAGCUCUACGCCGUGGUGUCUGAGGAGCCCAUCUACAUCGUCACGGAGUACAUGGGCAAAGGAAGCCUGCUGGACUUUUUGAAGGAUGGAGAAGGACGAGGGUUGAAGCUGCCUAACCUGGUGGACAUGGCAGCACAGGUGGCAGCAGGCAUGGCCUACAUCGAGAGGAUGAACUACAUCCACCGAGAUCUGCGCUCCGCCAACAUCUUGGUGGGAGACAACCUGGUGUGCAAGAUCGCCGACUUCGGCCUGGCCAGGCUCAUCGAGGACAACGAAUACACUGCUCGGCAAGGUGCAAAGUUCCCCAUCAAGUGGACCGCCCCCGAGGCUGCGCUCUACGGGAAGUUCACCAUUAAGUCGGACGUGUGGUCGUUCGGCAUCCUGCUGACAGAGCUGGUCACUAAGGGUCGGGUGCCUUACCCAGGCAUGAACAACCGCGAGGUGCUGGAGCAGGUGGAGCGAGGCUACAGGAUGCCGUGUCCCCAGGACUGUCCCAUCUCGCUGCACGAGCUGAUGCUGCAGUGCUGGAAGAAGGACGCCGAAGAGCGGCCCACCUUCGAGUACCUGCAAGCCUUCUUGGAGGACUACUUCACAGCCACCGAGCCUCAGUACCAGCCCGGGGACAACCUCUAGACCCCUCCCCCGCUUGGGGGUCGGCUCAGGGCUGGGGCAGGACUGGCCCAAUCAGUGCUGUUACAAAACUCUGGAGCCUUCCCAGCCAAGCCUUUAUUUUAGGGAUCUGUACAGCUUCCUCAGCUCAACCUGAGCAUUUCAGUUCCACCACCAACCCCUAAAAACAAAACCCUCGGUCUCAGACACGCCCCCCCCAGUGUCUGAACUCUGCUGAUGCGAUAAGUGGGGAAGUUCGGGAGGUGGGAUGGAGGAUGGACGGAGUCAGCUGGGGUUGAGUUAAUGCAAUGUAUUCAAUGUAAAUAAGAAAGGCUUGUUUUAGUUUAUUUGUUUGCUUUAAGAUUUUAUUUUCUCCUGCACAAAAUAAUAAUAAUGAUAAAAAUGACAAAGGAAGAGAACCAUUUCAGACGAGCACCUGAGCAGGCACAGUUAAUCUGUUCGUGUAUUAUACUGUAGCUCCUGUAUUACCUUUUAAGAGAUUGAGUGGACCCUUCACUUAGUACCCCCUACUUCGUGCACUGUUGUCAGUGCAAGUCAACAUGGAGUUUUUAAGAUGUCAGUUAGAGAUAUUCCUAAAGAGAGAAAAGCAAAUUUCUUGAAUACUAGUACUGAAGUUUCUUACUAAUGAACUCAGGAGCUUCGGUAGUAAUCAACAGAGGAGGGUUAGCAGGGGUCUCACUCUCUCUGUGUAUCGUGAGACAAGAAUUAGAUCGUUGCCAAACCGCACCAUCCCUCCACCCUGCUGGGAGACUACUGCAGGAGUUCAGUGCCAGACAGUUGGUAAGAGUCCACCAGCAACAUGGAUGUAUAAAAAGAAAUGGAUAAAACAUUGGAGGUGUUAUGAAAGUUGCUCUUUGGCGGAUAAAGCCGAAAAAGCCCGAUAUCGGGGUAUAAAAGUACCCAGAUCUUCCACAUUGUGGAGCCCAUAAAGCAAAUGCUCUAAAGGCUGCCGAGCGGUCGACUUCCAGUUUAGCACUCUGCUAACUUGAAUGGAGACAAAAAGUGAUGUAAUCCUUUAAUCGUCCAGACAUUCAAAAUAUUAUUGCACCAGUGGAUCAAGUUUUGAUUGCAAAACAAGUCAUUUAACAGUUGUUGUGACGCUCAAAAAAAUGCUUCCACAGCUUUCACUUUGCAAGUCUAUGGAAAAAAAUU
This is a messenger RNA of Plectropomus leopardus (leopard coralgrouper), 2982 nucleotides long. It is a transcript of the gene fynb, whose product is annotated as FYN proto-oncogene, Src family tyrosine kinase b. Gene Ontology annotation, molecular function: protein tyrosine kinase activity; protein binding; ATP binding. The record is from RefSeq and is a predicted model, not a curated record. Gene Ontology annotation, biological process: protein phosphorylation. NCBI's taxonomy places the organism in Eukaryota, Metazoa, Chordata, Actinopteri, Perciformes, Serranidae.